ACUUUUACAAAAGGGUGUGGAAAAGAAUGAGCAAUCUACCUGCCAAUAACAUUGAGGGCAUGAAGUGGACCCGCGAAAAGCGAUACAUACAUCUUGGAAACGGACCUAUAUUGAACUUCCAGGCAAGCAAGAAACCUUGCGAAUUGGUCACGUUACCUGGACUGACGACCCAACAAGAGUAUGCCUUUGCUUUACGUAGUGGAGACCCAAACGUCAAAGAAAUUUCYCUCGAAAUACUUCGCCUUCAUGACACASGAUUUAUUAAAAAGCUUCGSAAUAAAUACUGGGGCARCAGUAAUGACUGUUCACCAGAAGUGUCCAAAAUACAGUUUCCAGUGAUAGGUCGAACUCGCGUGGAACUUACCAGCAUGGCUGGCGUAUUAAUCGUUUUGGGGUCAGGAUUCGUUCUUUCAAUGAUAACACUAAUGGCUGAGAUAUACUACGAUAGAUACAGUCGACUUCAAAAUAAACGCCUCUUUGAUUUGCAGAGAAAGUCGUUUAGAAAGAGGACGAUAGAACCAAUGGAAAUCAGAAAAGAUAAUCAAAUGAAUGCUGAAGUCAUCGACGCUGACUUGGGAAUUUCAAAAAUACAAACAACAACAUAUCCUGAACAUUCUUUAUAAGAUAAAUACUAUACCAGAAAAAUAAAAACGUUCGUGUCAUGACGUAGAAAUUAGACGGAGAGGGACUCCUUUAUGUAUGUCGAGCGAAUCCAGUGAUGAUUGUAUCUAUUAGGUAAAAAAAUCAGUAAUCUUGUAUAUUUUAGCGAGCUAUACAAAUUUUGGCUUUUCAACAUACAGCAAGUAUCAUGAGAAUACUACUGAUCUUUUCACUGAUCUCGGAUGGAUACUCUAAUACGCAAGAAACAUCAGAUAUAAGAAUGAUGAGUACAUGAAGACCUUAAGCAGAUUUAUUUGCCAUAGUGACCACUUCAAGUAGACCUUCAAGCAUUGGAAUGCAUUGUGGAAGCGCCAGAACUUGAAAUCGAACCAAUGAUGGAAACGCUUACUGUGGCUGGACUAGGAAGGAUCAUUAGUCAAGCUGAGGUGAUCUGGCGCGAGAAAGUAGGAGGGUUGUUCACAGCUCACUGCGAGCCAUCAACAGAAGAUUCUACCUCACUUGCAGUUUUGUCUAGUGAAUUUCUCAACUAACCACAGUCAGGAAGUUCUGGACCAAAACGAAACGAUGAUGUAUUCGCAUUUGACCAUGCAAGACCACCGACUCAACGUCAUGAAUAAACUUGAUACCAAUAACACAUGAAUUCAAUUUUCUUAUGAAGGAACACAUGCAUGCUUUAAAGUAAGAAUUGGUAUAGACAACACAAUAUAAAUUAUUCUCUAU
Molecule: messenger RNA, 1341 nt
Organism: Exaiptasia diaphana
Lineage: Eukaryota; Metazoa; Cnidaria; Anthozoa; Actiniaria; Aiptasiidae
Exons: 4
Coding region: 27-623 (198 amino acids)
Biological process (GO): synaptic transmission, glutamatergic; modulation of chemical synaptic transmission
Cellular component (GO): postsynaptic membrane; plasma membrane
Molecular function (GO): glutamate receptor activity; transmitter-gated monoatomic ion channel activity involved in regulation of postsynaptic membrane potential
Source: RefSeq, a predicted model, not a curated record